GAAAGAAACAAAUCUGGCAGGUGUUAAUCACUACUCCUCCUAAUAUAAAGUGUAGAUCAAACAUUUCUAAUGAUACUAUAUUAAAGGUUUGGUAAAAAGGGCGUAAUUUGCCAUAAAAUUUUCAGUACUAAUUCUCAAAUAUUGAAAAUAUCAUUGGCGUAAUGUUAGGUCCAUUCUUGAUCAAUUCUAGACGAGAUUGGAAUGUUUUUAUGGAUGAAAUCGAAAAGAGGCUGAAUCGUCGUCCUCCUGGACGCUCUUUGGGACUUUAUGCGGAAGCCGGUGGCCAAUUCGCUAUAGAGCACAAUGUUAGAAAGGCGGUGAUCCUGCAUGCUGGAGACGAGUUCAGCCCAGCGCAACUGUGUCUUCAGUAG
This is a messenger RNA of Loa loa (African eye worm), 371 nucleotides long. RefSeq lists its product as hypothetical. The record is from RefSeq and is a predicted model, not a curated record. The coding region runs from base 162 to 371 and encodes 69 amino acids. Lineage: Eukaryota; Metazoa; Nematoda; Chromadorea; Rhabditida; Onchocercidae. The transcript is spliced from 2 exons.